ACGCCGAGCCGCAAGCACUGUCCCGAGGAGAAACUCAAAAGAAGACUUAAACUCAGUGUCCGGGAAUCAGAAUCGGACCCGGACCAGAACCAGAACCAGAACCAGGACCAGGACCAGGACCGAGAUCUAGAUCAAGAUCAAGUCUAAGACCAGGACCAUGUCCAGGUCGGAGGAGCGAGACGAGGCGGACUGUGUUUGUUCAGUCGGGAUGAAAUUAACGUGGGACAUCAACGACCCCAAACUACCACAGGACACUAAACAGUACGACCCGUUCCAGGAGUGGACAGACGGUUAUGUCCGGUACAUCUACAGCGCUGAAGACAAGAACGCUCAGAGACACUUGUCCGGCUGGGCCAUGAGGAACACCAACAACCACAACUGUCAGAUCCUGAAGAAGUCCUGUCUGGGGGUGGUUGUCUGUUCUCGAGGGUGUUCCCUCCCCGACGGGUCCCGACUGCAGCUGCGCCCGGCCAUCUGUGACAAGGCCCGGCAGAAACAGCAGAAGAAACUGUGUCCGUGCUGUAACGCUGCUCUGGAGCUGCUGCCGUGUCGUGGUCAUAGCGGUUACCCCGUCACCAACUUCUGGAGAGUCGACGGAAAGGCCAUCUUCUUCCAGGCUAAAGGUGUCCAUGACCAUCCGAGACCAGAAUCCAAAUCUGAGACCGAAGCCAGAAGAAGUUCGGUGAAGAGACGCGUUAGCUCCCCUGCAUUCACUCCCAAGAGACGACUCAUCGAGACACAGGCUCUAGGCCCCGCCCUCCUCUCCUGCGUUGAACCCACAGACAGAAUCUCCUUCAUAGAGCCGAACUUCCCGCAGCAUUACCCAGCAUUCCAAAGCCCAGACCCCUACUACAACACCCACAAUGCACUGGGAGAGGCCACACCCACGUUGCAGAAACCAGCCAAUCCCAGGCUUUACAUGGGCCGGCCUGGUUACGAGUUCCAAGGAUACCUGACCUCGCCUUCAUAUCCCAUGACCUCUGACCUCUGCGACCCCAGGGUGACGCCGGUCCUGGGCUCCUCCACGUCAUCAUCUUCAUCAUCAGCUCCACUCUCCUCCUCCUCCUCCUUCGACCACCAGUCGAAGCCUCCUCCAGGCUGGAAGGAGCUGCUGAAGAGCUCCACCCCCUACAGCGACAACCACCAUUACUACAGCGCCGAGUACCCCUGCCGUUACCCCAGCAACCCCCCGGGCUCCCCCGCAGCCCUGCAGACCAUCAUCACCACGACAACCAAGGUUUCCUAUCAGCCUUGUCCGAAGCCUCCUGCAGCGCUGCCUCCCUACCAGUCCUGCCCCAAACCUCCUGCCGGACUCCCGUCCUACCAGCCAUGUGCUCCCUCCAAACCCACGGGUCUCCCCGGCUGCUCCUCCCAGCUGGAUGACGCUUCCUCCUCCUACUCCACCGAGGUGAAGGUGACGGAGGAGUCGGGCGGCGUCAUCAAGUCACUGUCGUUUCAGCCCGAACCUCUGCAGACGAAGACGGAGCGGACCGACGGCUACGACUACCGCUACACCUACCCCAACACAUACCGCUACGACGACUACUGAUGCACCUCUACCUCCCUCCACCAGGCUGUCCGGCUGGACCUGGAGCUCCAGGAGCUGAGAGGACGCUGAAUGUAAAGUCUGAUCAUUGAGAAACUGCGGGAGGAGGAACAUUUCAGCUUUUCUGUGGCAUCUCCUUCUGGACAAAUCCAAACUAAAAGGGGGUGUUUCUGGAGCUUCGACCUCUUGGGCCACAGAUCUUCGCUCACUCAGAAUGAGAACUGGGUUUAAGAAAAAGAUGAUUUUCUGACUCAAAUCGGGCUUCGUUUGAAGAAUCUGAUAUUGAUUCCUAAAAUCCUCUGCUUGUUUUUUUUUGUUUGUUUGUUUUUUUUUUAAAUCUUCACCGUCAGGACUGAAAGCUGAUUGGAUUUAAAAAGUCUGACGACAGAGAAGAGCUGGACUAAAGCAAAGACACAUGAAAGACGAGAAAGUAGAGGGAGGAGACGGCACAAACCUCUGCAACCGACGAGGACGGUAGUUUUAGUUUGAAGUAACAAUUUCAAAAGUGAAACAUCUCUGGUAGCAGCACCCAGCCGUGGUGAAAAUACCAUGAAAGACCAAUCGAAAAAACAAUCGAACGUGGAUCCCUCCAGAUUUAUGGAGACAAACCAUUUGUCUUUGAAUGUUUUAAUGUCUUAAAAUUUCAUAUAAAUGUGGUUUACUGAAGAAAUGGACAAUAUCUGGUGAUUAGCUCAGUUUGUUUAAACUGUUUAACGUACGUCGCAUUUUAUGAAAGGAAGCUCUUCGCGAUCAGACGCUUCUUCCAACCCGAGCGCCGACCCUUCAGACUCACAUCGGACCUGUCAGCUCCCACAUUUAAAGCAGUAAAAGAAAGUCUCUGUGUUCUCUAAUGAAAUCAAGAUAUUUAACAGAAGAGCUUCAGGAAUCAGAAUAAUUUAUUGAAUCAGUUUGAUCUGAAUAUGUUUCACGUGAAACUGUUUUAUUCUAGAACCACAGGGGUGAAAUAAACCAGUAAUGAACUUUUAA
Mugil cephalus (flathead mullet) is the source of this 2533-nucleotide messenger RNA. RefSeq names its product glial cells missing transcription factor 2 (gene gcm2). Gene Ontology annotation, molecular function: DNA-binding transcription activator activity, RNA polymerase II-specific; RNA polymerase II cis-regulatory region sequence-specific DNA binding. Gene Ontology annotation, cellular component: nucleus. The record is from RefSeq and is a predicted model, not a curated record. The transcript is spliced from 8 exons. NCBI's taxonomy places the organism in Eukaryota, Metazoa, Chordata, Actinopteri, Mugiliformes, Mugilidae. The coding region runs from base 158 to 1549 and encodes 463 amino acids. Gene Ontology annotation, biological process: gliogenesis; regulation of transcription by RNA polymerase II.